AUGUCUAUUGUGUAUAUUAUUUUAAUCAUAUCAACAUUAUGUUUUUUAUUCGUUGAACCUUUGUUUCGUGAUAUAACCACAUUGUCAAAUAAUCCUUCUAAUUCUGAUUUAUGUUCUGAUAUUUACGCUGAAAAUGUCACAUCUGGUAUUAUUCAUAGUUUAAAAUAUUACGGAGGUCAACUUCAUCCAUCGAAUGUAUCAUGUUCGUGGACAGUCGUCAAUAAACAACCUGAAUAUUCCUCCUCCUAUUUUAUUCUUUCUCUUCGUUCAGUUGAAUACGAAGCUCGUUCAGUAGCAUCAACAAACUCGAAAUAUUUUCUUGAGUUAAUUUUAUCAUCUCCUACUAAAUUAUAUCGUUUUGAUGAGAUAAGCACUUCAAGAACACUGUACAUACCAUCUUCAAGUUUUACAAUAAAUUAUAUUUCACGUGUAAAUAAUCAUCAACAAUAUAAUUCUCACAUUCGAACAGAUCCCCAUGUAAAACGUUUUCUUGUCGAAUUUAUAUUUGUGUCAGAUUCAAAUCCAACAGUUGAUAAUUAUUUCAAAUGUAAAAAUUCGAGAUAUGUUGCUGAAAAUUGGCAAUGUAACUGUAUCGAUGAAUGUGGCGACGGAUCUGACGAAGAAAAUUGUUCUCUAAAACAAUGUAGUGAACAACCAUUAGUUAGACCAACACAAACGUGUAGGCGUGAUGAAUAUUGGUGUUUACCGCAACAACAACAAUCAAAAUUACGAUCAUUCUAUGAUUAUACAAUUAUAGCAGCGAAACGUAUACCAUGGUCAAGUUUCGAACAAGAAGUAGAAGAUGAGAGUAUAAAUGAUUAUUGGAUUAAAAAUGAAAAAACUGAUCUGAAAGGUGUAUGUGUUCCAGAUGUUCGUUUACCAUGUUCACCUCAAUUGUCCAAUGAUUGUCUUUAUUAUUCAAUUCCUACUCGUUAUCAAUGUUCACAUUCAACCGAAUCCAAUUAUUUAACAUUUGUGUACAGAAAUGAUCAUGGCUCUAUAUAUAUUGAUUCAUUGACAUUAGAAAAUUUUUUUACUGAUAAAAAGUAUGCGUCUUUAUGUUACGUUGUUGUUGCUCAAUUUCAACAUAAGCUAAAACUGUCUUUAAAUAUAAGUGGAUUACUUAAACCAACUGAUAACAAACUAUCAUCAGCUUUUGAACUGAAUGUUUAUGAUGGUAGUGAACAACAGCAGCUUCUUCUCCAUACAUAUCUGUCACAUCAUCAAUAUUAUCCAGAACGCAAAGUAAUCCAGCUACAAACAAGAGUCAAUCAUAUAGCCACCGUUGUUAUUAGGAAAAAAGACAAUCAACAACACCCGUCUUAUUAUCCAGAAUAUUUGACAAAAUUAGCUCAAAAACAAGAACCGGUACAAACAGUGAAAACAGAACACCAUGAUGAAGAUGUUCUAGGAUAUAUUGAUGGGACAAACAGAUAUAAUGAUACACCAGUAACUGAUAACAAUGUUAUCACAGUCAAAACAAAUAGAUAUCAACGAUCAACGGAUGGAAGAUAUUCCGUUUUAGUCGAUGUUACGUACACACAACAAAUAUGUCCAGAUGACAAAAUACCCUGUGGACGUUAUGAAACGAAAUGUUAUUCGAAAUAUGAACGAUGUGAUGGUAAAUGGGAUUGUAUAUCCGGCGACGAUGAAUUAGGUUGUUCGUCUGAACAUUGCCCAACAAUGUUUUCUUGUGAUGGCACACGUACUGCUUAUCAACAACCUCAUGGAUUAUUCGGUACACAAUCACCAGCCGAGAUUUCAAAUGAAAAUGUGAACAUAUUAGGAAAUACAGCAAAUAAAAUUGUUGAUACUUCAUUUUCAUCUGCUCGCAUUCAACCACAACAACAAAUACAAUUUCCUACAUCACAACGUUGUUAUACAUGGUCAGAACGUUGUAAUGGCUAUGCAUUUUGUCAUGAUAAGUCGGAUGAAAAAAUGUGUACAAAAUGGUUUUGUAAUUCGAAAAAUGGCACAUUUCUUUGCCAAAAUUUGAGAUGUAUAUAUGAAACUUGGCUAUGUGAUGGCGCUGAUGAUUGUGGUGACAAUUCGGAUGAAACCGAUUGUCAGACUCGUUUACCACGACGAAUCGUAACAGCAGCCGUUAUUGGCUCAACUGUUUGUUGUACACUAUUUAUCAUUGCACUUGGUUGUACGUGUAAACUAUACCAUUUGAGAACGGCUGAAAGGCGAACAACAACGCGACUACUGAAUCCACAACGAUACAUUGAACGACAUCGACAACGACAGCAAGCUGCAGUAUCGACAACGCCUGAAACGAAUGGUGUGGAUACAAACAAUAGUACAGAUUCACGUCGUUUGGCACCACCAUCUUAUAAUCAAACGAUGGGUUUUAUCGAUGACAAUGAAGAACGUCAGAUUGCAUUAGCUGAACAUUUGAGAUCAGCUGGCUUAACAAAUUUAAUAGCAUUACCAUCUACACAUUCGUCACGAACUUCACGUUCAGUGUCUCGCUCACACCAUAGACGUCAUCGUCGACAUCGUCAUCGACGCCAUUGUUCGUUAGGUGACUCGUUAUCCCGUGUUACUCUUCUAGAACCAAAUAAUGUUCCAGCCUUAUCUAGUAAUACAAAUGAUAAUACCAUUCCAAAUGUAUCAUUUAUUCAAACUUCUUCUACACGCUUUCAACGUUUACGUUCUCAUUUACGUCAAGGUUUAUCAUUAUUAAGACCAUCAGCAGCAGUUUCUUCUUCUGUCCAACAACAACAAUCUCCAAUUGAAUCAACAUCAACGAAUUUUGAUAUUUAUGAACGAUUACCAAGUAUAUAUUUUGAUAACGAAGAUUUACAGCCCUUAGCAUCAACAAUAACACUGCCACCACCUUCAGUAGUAACCACUGAACGCCCAAAUUAUUUAACAUCGGAUUUUAUUCAAGUGCCGCCUAAUCGUGAACUUCCACCUCCAUAUACUCCUGUAUCAAUCAUCGAACAACAAACAAAACCGUCUAAGACAACUCGUAAGGAAUAUUGGCUAAUGAAAACACCUGAAUUCUGGAAUAAAAUUGUACAGGCCGUACCAGAGAUUUUAAAUGAUUCAUCAGCAUUAGGUUUAUGCCAAGAUUCGGUAUUAUUUUGUGAAAAUGAUGAUAUAAAACGUUUAACUCAAAUGGUGCAAGAUAAUCCAUUAUUAUAUAAAGUUGUUUCACAAGUAUUAAAAGAAUGGACAAGUACAAGCAAUAGUAAUACAGCUGCGAAAGAUAUUCAAUUAUCGCCUGCUGCGUAUUAUCUUAAUGGUCAUCGUUUUGGUAGUCAAUUAGCUAUACCACGUCAACAGACAAAUUUUAACGUGAUGCCGAGACGUAUUACCAAUGAAGAUUUUCAACGUGCUCUUGAACGAACAAGUAGAGGAGCAGCAACAGCAGCGUCAAGUCAACAUCAACAACCAUCACCAUCAUCAUCAUCAUCAUCAUCUCAUUCAACAUAUAGGCGACAACAACCUUCCACAUCUCGUACAACAAUAAAUAUGGAACAUUUAAGAAAUGCAUUACAAUCAGCACAACAACGAAGUAUGUUUCAUUGUUUAGUAAAACUUUUGUAUUGUCAAAAAUCAAUCUGAUUAUGGAAUAAAUAAGUGGCUGAUCUUUUUUUAGCAGAUAACGCUACAACUACAACAUCAAUGAAUACAACAAGCAGCGCUCCUCCUCCAUCUUCAGUUAUUCAAGGAUUAUUAGAUCAAAUGCAUGACAUGGGUCUUGUUGAUGAUGGGAAAAAUUUAGAAG
Didymodactylos carnosus is the source of this 3739-nucleotide messenger RNA. The record is from the annotation of a GenBank genome assembly. Lineage: Eukaryota; Metazoa; Rotifera; Eurotatoria; Philodinida; Philodinidae.